AUGACAGAUAACAAAGUAAACAUUACGGAUAAUUUGGAGUCGUUAAAGGAAGGAGAAAUUGUGACCGAUGAAAAGACAGGAAAAAAGUAUCGUGUCAAAAAAAAUAUCAUGCCACAUUAUUCAGCAGGUGGGCCACAUGGAUUAGGAGAUCCGGAAGAUCGAACUUUGCGUAAAAUUGAAGCUGAUGUGAUUAUCCCAAACCGAAUGAACACACGGAUCGAACGUGUAGAAUGCAGUGAAUCAUAUUUAGGCCUAGUUUCUUGUUUCCGGACGGAUGGCGCUGUAUCAGGCCUCAACACAUGCAAGCCGGCUCUUGAACUUUUCAAUCGGUGCAAAUAUGAGAAAUUCCACGAUCCUGCGUUCCGAACCAAAAUCACUGAUGAAUACAUUGCGGAAAGAUCGGCAGCCCGAGCCAGUGGAAUGACAUCGCAACAGCGAAAAUUGGAAGAGUUCCGGGAAUGGAAAAAGAGUAACGAAGGAAAAUAA
Messenger RNA from Caenorhabditis remanei, 486 nucleotides. RefSeq lists its product as uncharacterized. The coding region runs from base 1 to 486 and encodes 161 amino acids. The record is from RefSeq and is a predicted model, not a curated record. The transcript has 4 exons. Lineage: Eukaryota; Metazoa; Nematoda; Chromadorea; Rhabditida; Rhabditidae.